Molecule: messenger RNA, 4580 nt
Organism: Helicoverpa armigera (cotton bollworm)
Lineage: Eukaryota; Metazoa; Arthropoda; Insecta; Lepidoptera; Noctuidae
Exons: 3
Coding region: 320-1687 (455 amino acids)
Source: RefSeq, a predicted model, not a curated record
CUCAGCCGCGGCACGCGCGGCUUUUGGUUUCAUGUUUUAGUAAGCGGGCGGCCUGCAUUCAGCGGCAAGGCGGUCUGUAAGCCGGCGGGAUGUGUGGAUGCGCCAUUAUGCUAUAGGCUUCCCUCAUUCCCUCAAAAUGUAGUACAUCAAACGACAAUUUCCAUUGAAAACCUUUGCAUUAGUUUAUCUGACAGCCGCAUUCAUAAUAGAUCCUUAUCGGUCUUAUAAAGUGACGUGCAAAGACUACAAUAUAUCAAUAUAUACACUUAGGUGACGUGGUGUAUGCCACGUCAGUUUUAAACGGAUUAUAUUUUUUAUAAUGUUUACAAAUAUUUUAUCUCACCUUUAUUUUGAGUUAUUUUAUUUUUUUAGUGUAUUGUCUUAUAUUGACGGCUCAUUACUUUCACGUGUUAAGAACCCUGUGGAACAUGUGUCUGGCACCACUAUAUCCUACAUUCUGCCAAAGAACGUAUACAGAUACGAGCCUUACAGAGGGCACAGAACGUUAUGGAAACCUACCAGCACGACGAAAUCAGAACCAGAAAGUGCAUUGCCUUCCCAAACGAAACCUUCAACGAAAAAAAGACAACAACAUGAAGAGCAUUCAUCACGCCAUCCCAUAUAUGUUCCUACAAAAAAGUCUUAUUGGCACAAUUUUUAUGAUCACGAGGAGGCUUGGCCACAAGUAGUACUAGCUUUAUCUAGUACCAAAACAACGACAACCCAGAAAAAAAUAAAAAAAACUUUUGCAAGUCUAUUUCCCCCGCUUAACAUAACCAUACAAAAAAAAUCUGUUGAUCUGAAUGAUAGCGAUGAGGACGAAGAUGAUGAACAGAUAUUGAAUAAUAAUGAUGUAGGCAUGAACUGGAUUCCUCUUAAUUUUGAGACUACCGGUGACAGCGCACACUUGGAACAAGAAGACAAUAUAGAAACAGAUGAGUUUGGAGAUAAUCCACAAUCAACUUUAAGGACAUACACUGUGUUAAUGAGUGAUUUUGAUUAUUUUAUUCACACCAUUCCAACGAGUAGAGAAGUUGUGAAUAAAAAAAGUAUUUUUAUGACGCCCGGAAUACUUAGAGAGAAACAUAAUAGUAGUAGUACUACUACUACAAGUAAUACCACUACUAUUAGUACUACCACUGCUACUACAAAACGAACGACUACUCAACCACCAUCUGUCCAUUGCUAUCAAUGUGGAUUGAACGUAACAGAAAUUCCAAACGUACCAACUUGUUACCACAUUUUUGAACACCCAGAUCGCAAAUAUUAUCAUUUAAGAAAAAAAUACAUGGUAUUUUGUGAGAUAAAAAAAUCUAUCAAGCGUAAAGGAACCCCUAAAUUUGACCCGUCUCCAGAUAAAUUCUUCAAAGGAGGUUGCUUCAAGCGUUAUCUUGAUAUCGGUGCCGAGGUGUACAAUGAGCGAGGUUGCCGAACCAUGAAUCCUCUCAGGGGUAAGAGCUUCGCGUCCAGCAGAUUCAGUGCGUUAGAAAAAUCUAUGCACUAUAUGACUGAGGGCUGCGUGUCGAGCCCUCACGCUUCACUGACACCCUUCAGCAGAGCUAUCACCCUGUAUGCUAGAUAUCACGUAUGUGUGUGUGUCGGUGACUACUGUAACCAGAGCGGAGCUUUAUGUCCUAAUUAUAUUUAUUCACUAUUUUUAGCAUCAUCAUUAAGAAUAUUUAUGUAACUACUAUCAAUAAUAAGAAGCAAAAACAAGUCUCGAUCAAGCUGUUACAUAUAUCACUUCAAUGACAACAACCAAAAGUGGCUGCGCAACUCUAUUUUCAAAAGUCCUAGCAAAGUAAAGGGUUAUCAUUUCUUAACAACAUAAACACCAUUUACUUAACAUUUCUUUCUUUCCAUACCCACCCAAAAAAAGUGGAUAAAUAUUCUGUACGACACCUGUUUAGCAGUUUUGAAGAUUUGGUUUUGUUCAGCUACUUUUGUAGCUAACUGUGCGUUGAAUGUGACGACAUAGAGGAAUGUAUCAUGAGAUAGCUAGCGUUAUUUUAUAUGUAAAACGAAUGUUAAUUAUAAUAUUAAGAUUCGUAUCCGAAAUUCUUUGCACUAUCUGUGUUUAUGGGGUACCUUGCUGCGGGUGUUUUGUACAACAAUUUGUGUGAGAGGUACCCAUUCGUAGAGACUUUCAGGCAUACCCUUACCAGAAGAUCAGUAAGGAAGGACACAUAGUUUAGAUGAUUCCUUUCUUUUCGUAAGUAUCUCACUUCGGCGAUGGGUGUAUAGCCCAGUCAAUAUUAGACAUUAAAAAUAUAAUGCCAAACUUUAAUUCGCACGGAGCUGAAUGCUGGUCCAGACCUUUGGCUCUGUUUCGAAAACAGAAAGUUUUGUUUUAAACCUAUGAAUUGUCAAUAAAUAUGCAGAUUACGUCAAACUUUACCUUGUACCCGUUAUUCAUGGAUUCAUGUUUUUUUUAAAUUAAAGCCAUUAAAAUAUGUGAAAAUAAAAUUUUUGAAAGGGUAGAGUACCCCAUCGGCCAUCUGCUCUGCGAGCAAUAUGGCCUGUCCAUUCCCAGUUCAAUCUGCUAAUCCGGUGGGCUACAUCGGUGACAUUAGUUCGUCUACGGAUCUCCUCAUUUUGGAUUCGAUCACGUAGAGAAACACCGAGCAUAGCUCUCUCCAUAGUUCGUUGAGCGACGUUGAGCUUUGAGAUGAGGCCGAUAGUGAGAGACCACGUUUCGGAGCCGUAAGUCAUCACUGGUAACACACAUGGUUUGAAGACUUUCGUCUUGAGGCACUGAGGUAUGUCGGACGAAAAGACAUUGCGCAGUUUCCAGAACGCUGCCCAGCCGAGUUGGAUUCGGUAGUUGACCUCUUUCUUGAAGUUGUAUCUGCCUAAUUGGACUACUUGCCCUAGCUAACUCAUACAUGGUUAGAAAAAUCUUUGACCUAACGUACCUACACGUACGUAAAAGGUGUUGAUUUGCAUUUGUGCCAUACGUCAGGAGGAGGACAUAAAAUACGUAAAUAAUCGAUUGGAAUUACAGUAGACGGGAAAUAGCUAAUAUACACUGCUUUUUUUGUCAUUGUAAUGUCGUAGUAUUUCAGAAGUAAUCCAAUUUUAUGAAUGAAAUUUAUGAAUAAUCGUUGCGUAUGCUUUGUGUUUGCGUUUGUGUGAGGGCGCAGCAUGGUUUUAAGGCCAGUAGCACACGCGCCAAGUUUAAAUACGGCCAGAUGACAUUGACGGAAUUCCGAAAAAAAAAAUUACGUACCAAUUUUUUUGUUGAUUUGGGUUGAAAAUCAUUAGCAUAAUUACGUCCUUGAAUAUGGCACGGAUGCAAAUCAAUCGUCGCAUCGGAGAAAAAAUAUAUCCAAAUUGAAAAAAUAUAUUGCUCGUUUUGUAGAUAAUUUAAUGAUCUACAAUUUCGGUCCCUUUGACAUUAUUGAUAAAACUUCUUGUUUUCGAAAAAAGGAAAAAUGCCAAAGCCUUGACCUCUGAUGGAUACUUCUGAUAUUUUAUUUAUAAUGGUGAGCAAGGUCUCCACCAAAAUUCAGCUCUUUUUAUGAUGUCAAGAGUCUUAUUGAUUGGGUUAAUAAAAAGUGUUUUUUUAUUCCUUGUGUUAGAAUAUUUUGUAUAGUCCGUUUCACACUUGACUGUUAUUCAGAGGUUUAAUAAAUCAUGUGACUAAAAUGAGGAGUUUAUAUUUUUUAGUUAUUUAACGGAAGAGCUCGUGGGUAAAUCAAACCCUGGUGGAUCGAUCGAGGAACGCAUGGCGCUUUCAGUCCGUGAAUGGGCGAGCAUUUUGUCAGUACGAGUUCGGAAGCCACGAUAACAUUUUAAGUACCGGCUGCCAUUUGAACAUCUUUGGCAGUCGUUACGAGCAGUCGGAAGCAAAAUGGUCUAACAAAGCGUCUUGCCAAGGAGUUACCCGCGUAACUUGUUUGUGGAGGUUAGAUAAGCAGUCGCUGUAUGUAAAACACUAGUACUCUGCUGCGUGCAGUUUGACUGAAAACUGACUCUAGCUUAGUUUCGUAAAUUCUGGGCAGAUGAUGAUGAAUUUAGCUAUUUAAUAAUGCUAUCAAUAUUAUCGCGUUAGUGCCAAAUCCAGUUUUGAUACGUAUGAUGAGUCUAUUUUUCAGUGUAUUAUGAAGAGGGCUAGGCACCAAUAAUUUCUAGAUAAUAUAAAUCAAGAUGGUGGCUUACGUUAUUCACUUGUACAAAGUUAUGUUGGCCUAUGUUGGGCCUGCUGGGUAUGUUUAAAUACGGUAAUAAUGCCGAUAUUUCAGUAUUGUUCACAAAGUUAACUGCUAAACUUAAGGGUGCAUGUACACGGUGCAAGUAGCAGGAGCAAGUUAACAUAUGCAAGUGACAAGUGACAAGAGCAAGCGGGCGGGUAUUGUGCUUUGUUACAUGCGCGAAUCGCUGGAUCCGCACGUUUUUAAAAAUGCAUGUAGCCUGGGCAUGUGCCUCAUCAUGUGCCAGCUGCUUGCACUGUGUAAAUCCAUCCUUACUUAGGUAUAACAUCACAUAAUUCUUUGAUCGAUCCAUUUUCGGCCGUGCUAAUUGGCUGUCUUAGCAGUUUCCAUACAAAUCAAAGUCCAAAUUUCUAGCAUAGAGUCAUU